CAGAAAGCUGAGGCUGUAGUCUGACGCUGAAGCAAAGGAAAGGAGGUGAUUAUCGUCUUCAAUCUGCAUCAUGAAGGUUCUGACUGGGCUGCUGUUUCUUUGUGCCUUGUUGGCUCUGAGUCAAGCUGCUGCUGUAGCUGGAAACAUGGGAGAUCCAGCAGGUGUGGAAAUUGAACUUGCAGCUGAGGAGGCUGUUGUAGAUGAAGAAGUUGACAUGGUCAAGAGAUCCAAUUCUUGUCCUCCUGGCUGGUCUCUGAUUAAGAGUCGCUGCUUCCGCUAUGUUGCCAAAGCCUUGUCUUGGGCUAGAGCUGAGAAAAACUGUCUGUCCAUGGGGGCAAACCUGGCAUCAGUUAAUGAUUUGGACGAGUACCAUCAGGUUCAGUCUCUGAUAACUUGGGUAUCUCAUGGGUCCAAAGAAACAUGGAUUGGAGGCACUAAUGCACAGGAGACGAGCGUUUGGUUGUGGAGCGAUGGAAGCCCUCUCCGCUACACAAACUGGUGUCGAGGAGAGCCUAAUAAUUAUAAGGGAGGGCAGCUCUGUUUGGUGAUAAACUAUUCAGGUGAAAAGUGCUGGGAUGACGACUUCUGUUAUGUCCAACUUCCUUCUGUCUGCGCCAAGAAAAUCUGAUGAGUCAGUGUUUCACAAAGAUGCAGGAUCCAGAGGAGGAUUGGUGUUACGUGUUUCUGUUAACCUGCCUUUUUGAAGCCUCAGAUGUCCUAAAACUAAUUUCUGCUUCUUUCCUUCACAUAAUUUCUCUUUAUUGCAACCUGGGAAAAUGAAGUCACAAAUAAACCGUGGGUGGAUUUUCUCUCUUUAAUUUGAGCAGAAUGUGUAAUAAAAAAAAUUACAGUUUAAGCUAAACUUUCUUGUUUUCUUCAGCCU
Molecule: messenger RNA, 883 nt
Organism: Fundulus heteroclitus (mummichog)
Lineage: Eukaryota; Metazoa; Chordata; Actinopteri; Cyprinodontiformes; Fundulidae
Product: ladderlectin-like
Exons: 8
Coding region: 71-628 (185 amino acids)
Molecular function (GO): signaling receptor activity
Source: RefSeq, a predicted model, not a curated record